Molecule: messenger RNA, 666 nt
Organism: Perca flavescens (yellow perch)
Lineage: Eukaryota; Metazoa; Chordata; Actinopteri; Perciformes; Percidae
Gene: rergla
Product: RERG/RAS-like a
Exons: 5
Coding region: 25-624 (199 amino acids)
Molecular function (GO): GTPase activity; GTP binding
Source: RefSeq, a predicted model, not a curated record
CGGUCUGGUUCACACCCUCCGGACAUGAAUGAGAUCAAGAUGGCUGUUCUGGGCAGUGGGGGGGUCGGGAAGUCAGCUCUGAUUGUCCGGUUCCUCACCAGGCGCUUUAUUGGCGAGUACUCUUCCUCUUCAGAGUGCAUAUACAGGAAGCGUGUGUCUGUGGGUGGGAAGCAGACCAAUCUCCAGCUCUAUGAGCCAUGCUCUCAGGCCUGUGAGGGUACGUCUACUGUAAAGGAGCAGAUCAGCUGGGCUGAUGGCUUCAUUGUGGUCUAUGAUAUCAGUGACCGCUCCUCCUUCCUCACUGCCAAAGCCAUCAUGCAGCUGAUCAGAGAGCUAAGGAACGUAGACUCGCUCAUAUUUCUGGUGGGCAACAAACAGGACCUGUGCCACAGGAGAGAGGUUCAGCGUGAAGAAGCUCAGCGUCUGGCUGCCCAGUGUCAGGGCCAGUUCUACGAGCUGUCGGCAGCCGAGCACCACCAGGAGCUGGCGCUCAUAUUCUCCAAGAUGGUGCAAAACGCUAGCCAGGGCAGCAAGGCCAAGGAGCGCAGGAGACGCCCCAGCGGCUCCAGGUCCAUGGCCAAACUCAUCAACAAUGUCUUCGGCAAGAGGAGGAAAUCAGUGUGAAGUGUCCCAUACCAGGACUGCUGUCGGGACCCAACACGCAAA